UUCACUUCUAAGGAAACAGGAAAGGGAGUUUGAACAGCUCACACACGGACAGACAGACGAUUCCCAAACAGCAGCACACUAACAAAGUGAACAAAUGCCAAUCUGAAAAAGAAGAAUUUGAUUCAGACAGCCAGGGAGACGGAAGUAGGGAGAAAGAAACCAAUCCUGUCAUCUUGUGGGUGGGACUCAAUAGCUGGAUUAGACGAUGACGAUGUCAGGAAGGGUCAUGAGUUGCUGUGCAGCUCUGCUCUUUGCACUGGCCUCUGUGUCAGCUGUACAGAAGCUCCAGUCAAUCAAUGAUUUGAAGAAAAUCAACUUUGGGCAAUCUGUGCCCAAACACACUCUCCUGCUGCUCUACUGGUUUGCCAACGUAGUUGAUAUCAACAAUAACCAUGUCAUUUGCUUGCCCUUCAACCCAAACAGUAACGAUUAUGGAUCACAUCAUUAUGGCAACUAUGAGCAGCUGCUGGACCCACUGCCUCGGGGUUACCAGUACUUCACUGUUGGCAAUCUUAAUGUAAACAGUCAUGAACAACUCCCAGGAUACGUCGUCGCUCCCCGGGCAGAGUAUGUAGGAAGAAACAUGGACCGCAUAAUAUUCAGAGUCAGGCAACAGAAUACAGGAAGAUCUAUGCAGACAGAUCAAGUGUACAUCACACAGCACUAUGAGCCCUCUGAACAACAGGGGACAAGGUAUGACCCGGAACAGACGUACCAGGUCAGCACCAACCUUCUAAGACAGAUCAGAGAGUUUUCUGAUGGGGAACACCAGGACUCACUGUGGGAUCUCAGAAAUCGCUUUGGCAGUAGUGCUGACGAUAGCCAGUUAGGGCAAAUCAGAAACACGUGGGGUAACCUGGCCUGUCUUGGCCUGCUGCUGUUUAUUGUAAUUAAGGAAAAGCACUCCUCUAAAAAACAGAACAAAAGAGAUCAGCCUCCAGCAAGAAGAAACACGCAACCUGAUUUUGUUAUCAACAUCCCAGAAUACCAACCCCAGACACUUCCCAAGAAAAAUCGUAUGAAGACUGAUGGUUCGUGGAAUUUGAGAGAUGGGACUCAGCUUAAGGUGACGACCGGCAAGGAUGGAGGAGCCAGGAUUCUUUGGGAGAAUGUUACUGAAAAUCGCCCAAAGAAUGGAGUGAUGGUAGUGCUUUUCAAGAACCAAAGGGACCAGGAAGCAAGCAAGACUUUUAAGUGCAUUGGGGACAGUUAUUCAGGCAGUUGGGACACCUCAGUGCCGCUAAAUGAUGGUCUUCAGGCUCGACUGCAUAAGGUGAGGAUACAGUGGUGCUGCUUUAAAGUGGUGGGAGAGGAGAUAUGCAGAGGUCCUGAGUUUAAGAAUCCCACAGCAGACAAAGCGGUCAAUAUAAACGGCUACGAUGCAAACCUCCAGCUCUUUGUAAAAGAUGGCAAGGCGUGUGCUCGCUUAUUCGUCAAGAAGACCUUCAGAAGUUGGAAGUCGGAAUUUAACAAUUCAUGGAUCGGUUUCUAUGCCUCUGCAGCUAAAGCCACAAAUCAGUAUGAAUGGUGGCAGUGGCAAUGGGCAACUAAAUUCAGACAUAGCACUGAUGUUCAGAACUCCAGUCAUUAUGUAUACGAGUAUCACUCAGGUAUGUCAAUUGCCCCUGGAGUCCAAGCACGAUUCAUAGGCCGGCCUGAGGAAGUUAAAGCAUGCACUCUAAGCUGGGGGGGUUAAAGAUGACUGGUUAUGCAUUGAAGACAAUGUUUAAGUGGAUGGAAAAUCAACCCUGCUGUAAAGUUGAUUUUAUUUGUUUAUCUGCUUCUUGCACAUAUUGUUCAUCUCUCUUCAAAAUGCUGUCCUGUUGUACAAUUAGUUUUUCAGGUUUACGUUCCAUUUCAUAGAGUCUUGCAUUUGCCAAUUUUGUGAUUUUUUUUUAACAUCGAGACAUAUUUGUGAUGAAACAACAAAUGCUCUGAAUAACAGAACAUCUCUAGUUUUCUUGGACUGAAAAGCCUCAGUCUGUUGUGAAUAGCUUUUAAGGAGAUAUAACCUGUCUGAAUGUUAUUACAUCACAAAAUAUUAAAACAGCAGUUUCAUUAGAAGAAGUGAAGUCUCAUUGGUUGUAUUUCACCAAAACCACAUCUGGACAUUAUGAGCUAGUUGUACUUAAAAACCAGAUGAUUUAAUUAUAAUAGUCUUCUCUGAAAUGUCUCCUUUUUGUAAAUCCUUUCAAUUGCUCUGGCAUAGUCAUAAAGAUCCAGGCUUUAUUCAUGCAACAAUGUCAUGCUCCAGCAUGUCUAGUUGAAUAGUAGUGACUCACUGUUGCUUCAUUCUGUUUUUGAAAAAGGCUCUGAUGGAUAAAUGAAACCGAGAGACAGAAACUGUGAUCUACUCUGAUAAUGUAUUAGCUUUUAGAAACUGGAGUCUUUCCAAAUACGGUAUUGUAUUCUUCUUGAAAUGUUGAAAAUUGGGGUUUUAUAAAUCACAUUGUAUGUAUCAGA
This is a messenger RNA of Platichthys flesus (European flounder), 2463 nucleotides long. RefSeq lists its product as uncharacterized. The transcript has 3 exons. The record is from RefSeq and is a predicted model, not a curated record. Bases 206 to 1696 code for a protein of 496 amino acids. Lineage: Eukaryota; Metazoa; Chordata; Actinopteri; Pleuronectiformes; Pleuronectidae.